GACACCUCUGUUACAUCUAACCGAUAUGAUUCGUUGUCCCGACUGCGAUACGUCCUUUACGCGAUCUGAUAAUUUAAAACGACAUCAGAAAGCUUCGUGUCGUAAACGAGUACAGUACCAUCCUAAUUCCUCGCUACCGAAUAAAAAACCGAAAUGUGCUACAUCUGCCACCUCUUCCGACCGCUGGUGUGAAACGUGUAAAAUAUAUGUUCCUCAAUCUUCGUACAACGGUCACCUGCGCACCCUACAGCAUAAACAAAAUUGUUGUUCACCUCUUGAGGAGGGAAUCGGUUUCCUUUCCUCUGCUUUCGCUAGCAGGAUUGCUUCGUUUCGUAUUACGUCUGCGAAAUACCUUCUAUCGUAUAACGACUUCUUCACCGAUGUUCUCGACAAAUGCGUGCGUGUUAUACGUAAUCAGAUCCACCUCCACGACACGCUUAAAAUAAAUCUCGAAGUUUUUGGACGUUACGUGCACGAAACCAAACAGUUGGUUGAAAUUAAAUCCUUCAACACCAACAACAAAGUUGUGACUCGAUCCAUCGAUCUUCCCAAUCUUCUACAAAACUUCUUUGAGAUACUUGAGGCUAAAGCGUCAGAAUUUCAAGAACGAGAGUCAGGAUGGAUUUUAGAAAGGGUUCUUUUCCUUGAAAUCAACUUUAACAAGUACAAUCCGCUGAGAGCGUCUUCCUACAUUCCGUUACCGAAACAAAUUUUACUCUAG
Messenger RNA from Agrilus planipennis (emerald ash borer), 721 nucleotides. RefSeq lists its product as uncharacterized. Lineage: Eukaryota; Metazoa; Arthropoda; Insecta; Coleoptera; Buprestidae. The transcript has 2 exons. The record is from RefSeq and is a predicted model, not a curated record. Bases 26 to 721 code for a protein of 231 amino acids.